Messenger RNA from Perkinsus marinus ATCC 50983, 1322 nucleotides. RefSeq lists its product as hypothetical. Gene Ontology annotation, molecular function: ATP-dependent DNA damage sensor activity; ATP binding; mismatched DNA binding. The record is from RefSeq and is a predicted model, not a curated record. The transcript has 5 exons. The annotation marks the transcript as partial. Gene Ontology annotation, biological process: mismatch repair. NCBI's taxonomy places the organism in Eukaryota, Perkinsozoa, Perkinsida, Perkinsidae.
AUGCCAUGUAGCAACAUUGAUAUUAUAGAGUCAAGGUUGAAGGCACAGGAGAUCAUCAUAGGCAACCUCUCGCCUGACCUCGCUUCUAGGAUGAGUAAGAAUCUCAAAAAGCACCGUGACCUCUCUAAGAUACUCGAUAGAGUUACCCAAGGUUUCAAUCUUGAUAGUGCGGCUCGAGUAGCUGCAUGGUUACAAUUACUACGAUCAUGCCAAGCUGCGUUAGAGAUAAUUAGAUCUAUCGAGAUGCUACCACCAACAUCACCGUUGAGGAUUGAAGUACCCUGUAUAUCCAGCCUGCUGGAGUGCCGUACACCAUUACUACAAAUACAGCACAUGUUGGAGGCCAGCUUUGACCUAGAUGCCUGGGCAGCUGCUGGGCCUACCCACCUAUCGAUCAAGGUUGGCAUCAUCCCUGAACUUGAUGCAUUACGUGAACAGUACGAUAAGUUGGAGGACAUCCUCACUAGGAUGGGUGCUGCUGAAUCCAAGGCCUUAGAGGACAGACUACAACAACAACAAGGAGGAGGAGGAGGAGCAGGCUCGAUACCUUCAUGUUCUCUCGCGCCUAGUAAUAUCGACUAUCUCGGUAACGAUCCCAAUGACCCUUGGUAUGAGGCUUUGAGUACUACAGGCUGUGACCACCACUCAGACCAUCGUCCCAUAGCUGGUAGCUGCAUCAGCGACAGUCAACUCUGCUCCAGGCCUGUACAUAUACAACUGCAGUACUUCCCUCAAAUGGGGUUUGUAGCCUCCCUGCCGACUGCAGAUGUUCAGGAGGUACUCGUCCCACUACUUUCUACCGGGCGGGAGAAGCUCAGAGAUAUUGGCGAUGACUGGCAGGAAUGUGUUGAUGUUGUAUGCGGGAACCUCGAGGGCUGGGACUUCAAGUUUCGUACUGCCGACAGAGCCUUCUUCAAAAGCCCUAUAACACGAAGGCUCGAUAAAUACCUGGGUAACAUAGAAUCUAAGAUGAUAGAGAUAGAAUACGAGUACCUCUAUAGACUAGCGGAUAAACUCGAGGAGAUCGGGAACUGCCGUACUCAUAUACUAACAGGGCCGAAUUACUCUGGCAAGAGUGUUCUACUUAAACAGAUAGGCUUAACGGCAGUGAGUCGAGAGUCAGGUCCAACUAAGCAAUGCCGCAUGCAACUCCUAACACAACUCUUCGCCCGAAUGGCUAGCUCCGAUCAGAGGAUACCAAAGUUCGUUAGUGCUGGGGAGAGAAGGCAAUUAGAGGACAUCGUCAGAUCAAGCACCCUCCUCUCAACCUUCACCAGGGAUGCCCAUGAGGGUAUCUACCCCCGAACGGGUGACCUUAGCCC